CUUGAUUUGUUUCCUUGUUCAUAUUUAGUGAUUUGUUUCCUUGUAGGAAUAGAAUUCCUUUUGUGUUUUGGUCUUUAUCCUCUCCUAUAAAUAAAGGAGAAACUCCUUGAAGAAGUUUUAACCAAAACAAAGAACAAUUUUUUUUUUUUUAAAAAGAAGAGAGAUAAUGAGAAAUUGCUGCAAUCACAAUGUAGUGUUGCCGCCGAUAGGUGUUGACCGGGUGCCGCUUACCGUUGACCCGACGUCGACAUUGUUAGGUUUGAUGAGGGCUUCAUCGCCAACAUCCUUGACGACCCAAAGAUCCUUUGACGCUUCUUACGAAAAUAUUUGGACGAUUGGUGGUCAACCAUCAGCAUUGGGCAAAUUUGAGGAAAUAAAGGAGGCUUGUAAAGGGAAACAGAUAGUAAUGUUUCUGGAUUAUGAUGGUACCCUUUCCCCCAUUGUUGCUGACCCUGACAAAGCCUUCAUCACCACCCAGAUGAGGGAAACAGUGCGAGAUGUUGCAAAACAUUUCCCCACAGCCAUUGUCACCGGGAGGUGCAUUUCCAAGGUUUAUGAAUUUGUAAAGUUAUCGGAACUUUAUUAUGCUGGAAGUCACGGGAUGGACAUCAAGGGACCAGAAGAGGGCCACACGGCCUACACAAAGGGCAGAAAGUCUCUUUUGUGCCAGCCAGCCAAAGAGUUUUUACCCAUGAUUGAUGAGGUGCACAAAGUUUUAUUGGAGAAAACAAAAUCAAUUGAGGGUGCUAAAGUGGAGGACAACAAGUUUUGUUUGUCCGUGCAUUAUCGUUGUGUGGAAGAAAAUAAAUGGAUUGAGGUAGCUGAACACGUAAAAUCUGUUCUCAAAGGAUACCCAAAGCUGCGAUUGUCUCAAGGAAGGAUGGUAUUAGAAAUUCGACCUUGCAUAAAGUGGGACAAGGGCAAUGCACUUGAAUUUUUGUUGGAAUCAUUGGGCUAUGGAAAUAAUUCAGAUGAUGUUUUUCCGGUGUACAUCGGAGAUGAUCGGACCGAUGAAGAUGCAUUCAGGGUUCUCCAGCAGAGAAGUCAAGGUUUAGGGAUCAUUGUUUCUAAAACUCCCAAAGAAACAAACGCCUCAUUUUCCUUGGAAGAACCAUUAGAGGUGAUGCAGUUUUUGAGACUUUUGGUGGAUGGAAUUUCUGAAUCCGAAUUUCCUCUUGAAGAUUGAAUAAAGGAGUCAUCGCAGGCUCAAAGGUCGACAAGUAGACUUUUUGACAUCUUAUAAAUAGUCUUCAUCUAUAAAUUUGAAUGAAUCGUCCUUUAUAUAUAUAAAUGAAUAAAAAGUGUACUAAAAUGAAUAUUCUAUGUUAUC
Cuscuta campestris is the source of this 1330-nucleotide messenger RNA. The record is from the annotation of a GenBank genome assembly. NCBI's taxonomy places the organism in Eukaryota, Viridiplantae, Streptophyta, Magnoliopsida, Solanales, Convolvulaceae.